Molecule: messenger RNA, 2708 nt
Organism: Aedes albopictus (Asian tiger mosquito)
Lineage: Eukaryota; Metazoa; Arthropoda; Insecta; Diptera; Culicidae
Product: putative nuclease HARBI1
Exons: 4
Coding region: 270-1499 (409 amino acids)
Source: RefSeq, a predicted model, not a curated record
CUAAUGCCGUUUUUCUUUUUGUUCAGGUUCAACCUAGGUUCGCCCCAGUUCCAACCUAACCGCUGUCAAAAUGUUUCUUUAUUCGCUUAGGUUCAACCUAGGUUCGCACCAGGUUGAACUUUUUAGACGACGGGUUCGCACUGACUUCUUUUACAGUUUGAACCUGUUGCACCAAUACACUGAUAACAUACAUCUGUCAAAUCGGUUUCGUGUUUACGUUUUUAGUAACAGUUCGUAGUUGAUUUCUCGAUUGAAAAAAGUGUGCAAAAAUGAGUAACCCGGGGGGAAAUCUGCUGCAUGGCGUUGUGCAGGCCGCUGUACAGGCGGUUUCCAGCUAUCUGAUGUGUGCAUCAUCAUCAUCAUCAUCAUCAGAAUCAGACUCUGACGAUCCUGUUUUUGAAGAUCUGCUGUUCAAGGCGUGUGGUCGGAAAGAUCGGCAGAAGAGGCAUCGGGUGGAGAAUUUUGUGGAAGACGUUGUCGCCAAAUAUUCCGACGAAGAGUUCCGCCGUAAUUUCCGCCUUAAAAGAUCAACAGCGGAACAUCUCGUGUCCAGAUACGAAGGUUCUGAGUUCUAUGUUGCAAAUGCUGGCGUUGGACGUAAGAAUGUUCCGGCAAAACAACAGAUGCUUUCGUUUCUCUGGUUUUGUGCAAACAAAAACUCAUACAGAGAGAUUGCCAAUAUGUUCAACAUGUGUGAAGCUACAUAUUUCAGAUGUUUGGAAAACAUUUUGAACUUUUUUUGCGAUAUCUCUUCAAUUGUGAUUCGAUUCCCAGAGUCGGAGGAAGAAAAACAACAAGUUGCGGCUGGUUUCAAAGGAAUUGCUGGCAUUGAUAACGUUAUUGGAGCCAUUGAUGGAUGCUAUAUUAGCAUCAGAAAGCCUGCCAACAAAAUCCGGUCUACUUAUAUCAAUCGGCAUGACAUGGUUUCAAUUACGCUUCAGGGAAUCUGUGACUCUAAGAGGCGGUUCAUUGACGUAUGUGUCGGAUCUCCCAGUCGUAUCCAUGACUCACGAAUAUUCUCUUUAUCACCGAUCAGUGAUCAACUGCAGGAGAAAUGUUAUGGCAGAUAUCAUCUGCUAGGAGACGCUGCAUACCCGUUGCGCGACUAUUUGAUCACUCCAUUCAAGGAUUAUGGAAAUUUGACAGCAAAACAGGUGAAAUUCAAUCUAGCCCACAGCCAAACCAGAGUAAGGAUUGAGAAUACUUUUGGGAUAAUGAAGAACCGUUUUCGACAGUUGAUGCGACUUGAUUUUUUUCGCGUUGAAAGAAUGAGCAAAUUCGUGCUGGCAUGUUGCACUUUGCACAAUCUUUGCAUUGACUUGGGCGAUGAAUGGGAAGAAGAAGACGAUGAAGAGGAAGAUGUGUUACGAGCAUAUCAAGGAGAACGAAACACACCAACAACAUCUGUUAGUGGAUCUCAAGCUGCCCGUAAUGCUGCUCUCCGUAGAUUAGGUGAACUGAAACGAGAAUCAAUCGCCAACAAUCUAAGCUCCCGAUGAAAUAUGAUUAUUUUCCAGCUUUUGAAUAAGUGCUGUUUGUAAAAAUCCUUUGCUAUAAAUGCACAUUUAAACAAUAACGAAAGUUUAGUUGCAAAUCUGAAUACAAUGUGUAACGUUAACUGUGUAGUGUUUUUUUUACAUUUUUGAAUGACAUCACCCUUCCUACUUAUGUCAUUUUCCCGACUCAUCAUUCAUUGGUACUUAUCUAGGGAUUCCAUUGAAAAUCCCUCUAGGCAUUCCAUCAGGGAUUCUUUCGGGAAUUCCUUCAGUGAUUCCAUCAAGAAUUCCUUCAGGAAUUGGCAAAUUUCCUAAGCAAUCCCUGGAAGAAUACCUCAAGGAAUACCUGGAGGGAUUCUCGAAGAAACCCCUGGAAAAAAUCCCGAAGAAACCCCAGGAGGCAUUCUAUAUUCCUUCCGGGAUUUGUCCAGGGAUUCUCUCGGAAAUUCCCCCAGUAAUUCUUUCUGGCAUUCCUCUAGGGUUCUUUUGGGAAUUCCUCCAGGGAUGUCUUCGGGAAUGCCUUUAGGGAUUCCUUCGGGAAUGCCUUUAGGGAUUCCUUCAGAAAUUCUUUCAGGGAUUCUCUCCGGAAUUCUUACAAGGAUUCCCUCGGGCAUUCCUCCAGGGAUUUUUUCGAGAAUUCCUCCAGAGAUCUCCCCAGGGAAUUAUUCGGGAAUUCCUCCAGUGCUAUGUUCGGGAAUUUCUCCAGGGAUUCCAUCGGAAAUUCUUCCAGAAACGCCUCCAGGGAAUCUUUCGGCAAUUUCUCCAGGAAUCGGGUAAUUUCCGAAUGAAUCCCUGGAAAUAUUCCCCAAAGAAUUCCUGGAGGGAUUCUUGAAGUAUUCGCUGAAGAAAUUCUCGAAGAAACCCCAGAAGGAAUUCUCAUUUCCUUCAGGAAUUUCUCCAGAGAUCCCUUCGAGAAUUCCUGCAAUGAUUUUUUUUGGGAAUUCCUUCAGGGAUUCUUUUGGGCAUUUCUCCAAUUUUUGGAAAUUUAAUUGGGAAUUCUUCAAGGGAUUCUUUCGGGAACUCUUCAAGGGAUUAUAUAGGGUAUUCCUGCAGGGAUCCCUUCGGGAUUUCCUCUAGAGAUUCUUCUGGAAUUUCUCCAGGAAUCGGGGCAUUACCGAAUGAAUCCCUGGAAAUAUUCCCCAUGGAAUUCCUGGAGGGAUUUCCGAAGAAAGCGCUGGAGAAAUUCUCGAACAAACCCCAGAAGGAAUUCUC